Messenger RNA from Lineus longissimus, 1670 nucleotides. RefSeq names its product cytosolic Fe-S cluster assembly factor nubp1-A-like. Gene Ontology annotation, biological process: iron-sulfur cluster assembly. The coding region runs from base 13 to 999 and encodes 328 amino acids. Gene Ontology annotation, molecular function: ATP binding; 4 iron, 4 sulfur cluster binding; ATP-dependent FeS chaperone activity. The record is from RefSeq and is a predicted model, not a curated record. Gene Ontology annotation, cellular component: cytosol. NCBI's taxonomy places the organism in Eukaryota, Metazoa, Nemertea, Pilidiophora, Heteronemertea, Lineidae. The transcript has 8 exons.
AAUUGUUACAAAAUGUCGGACGUUCCAAAAAAUGCUCCGGAUCAUUGCCCAGGAACAGAGAGUGAAGAUGCUGGAAAAGGUGAAGCCUGCCAGGGAUGCCCCAAUCAAAACAUCUGUGCCAGUGCUAAACCAAAGGGACCAGAUCCAGAUGUUGCUGACGUGCAGAAAAGAAUGUCCAGUGUGAAACACAAAAUUAUAGUGUUGUCUGGAAAAGGAGGAGUUGGCAAAAGUACAUUUACAGCUAAUUUAGCUAGAGGUUUGGCUCAAGAUGAAAAUAAACAGGUUGGUGUGCUCGAUGUUGACAUUUGUGGUCCAUCGAUCCCCCGGGUGAUGGGGUUGGAAGGGGAGCAAGUCCAUCAGAGUGGAUCUGGAUGGUCACCCGUGUAUGUUGAAGACAACCUGGGUGUGAUGUCUGUUGGCUUCCUGCUCGCUAGUCCCGAUGAUGCGGUGAUAUGGAGAGGUCCGAAAAAGAACGGUUUGAUCAAGCAGUUCUUGAAGGACGUUGACUGGGGUGAGCAAGACUAUUUGGUGAUCGACACACCGCCGGGGACCUCAGACGAACAUCUCUCCAUCGUACAGUACCUCAGUACGUCAAAUGUAGAUGGCGCUGUUAUCAUCACAACUCCUCAGGAAGUAUCCCUGCUAGAUGUUCGGAAGGAGAUCAGUUUUGCCAAGAAGGUUGAUCUGCCGAUCAUUGGUGUUGUGGAGAACAUGAGUGGGUUCAUCUGCCCCAAGUGUAAGAACGAGUCACAGAUCUUUCCCCCUACAACUGGAGGAGGGGAAAAAAUGUCCCAAGAUAUGGGGGUGCCGUUUCUUGGGCGGUUACCGUUGGAUCCGAGAAUAGGCAAAUGCUGUGAUGAGGGUUCAUCGUUCUUUCAAGAGUUUCCCGAUUCACCGGCAACAAUGGCUUAUAAUGAGAUCAUAACAAAAAUACAAGCAUUCUGUGAAGCACAUACGUCAGACAAAGAGACUGGGGAGUCAGCAAUGGAGACGACAUAAAAGGAUGUGUGACUGCUUGGGACAAUCACGUUGUUGGGAAUUUCGGUUGUGCUAAACGUGUAUUUGAAGUGAGAGUAAUGAUGUAAAGAUAUGCAGGGAGUGGAGAUGGGAACAAUAAACUGGGCUGGUCUUUAUAUGCAGUCUCCUUCUCAGGGCAUGGACGUUCCUGUGGUCUGGUCUUCUUGGGCUGCGUAUCCAUAGACUGUUCCCUUAUGGACUUUGUGGCGUUUGUUUUCAUUGUCUCCAUCUCUUUUUUCAUGAUACGACCAAUGGGGAGGUCCAAUAAGCUAAACAGAGGUUUGUUUUGAGUGUGGCAUUUCAAAAGGUCGCAAGUGAAUGUGGAAAAGGGAAGAUCUGCAUGAGUGAAUAGCCUAUGGCUAAGCUGGCUUACAGACGACCAGUACGGGACCAAAUGCGGUGUCCUUGAUAGAGGGUGUCCUCAACUGAGAGAUUUCCACUAAGGGAGGUUCCGCUGUAUACAGGGUGGCCCAUAUUCUAUUGUGUAUCCAUUGUGUGAGGGAAAAUAAUUCUGGGCAACCCUGUAGUGUGGAUUUCAAUCCUUGAAGCUUCAAGAUAUUGUCAUAAAGUCACAGUUUUAUACUUCUGGUCCUGUCGCAUGUGAUAAAGAAGCAAAAUAUGAAUAAAUCCGAUCAUGAUAUUUAUAAAACUGA